Molecule: messenger RNA, 6176 nt
Organism: Brassica napus (rape)
Lineage: Eukaryota; Viridiplantae; Streptophyta; Magnoliopsida; Brassicales; Brassicaceae
Exons: 1
Coding region: 326-6046 (1906 amino acids)
Biological process (GO): DNA integration
Molecular function (GO): nucleic acid binding
Source: RefSeq, a predicted model, not a curated record
UGGAUUCACUUGUCUAAAUUGAUUAAAACCUUGUUGUAUUGCUCUGUUUGCUAUUGUUACUUGUCACACACUCACAACUAUUGAAUCUGCUUAGCUUAAGAAAUGACUUGUAUUCUCACUGAUUCACAUCACUAGGACUGGUUCGACAUUCACCCCCCUACACUACAACAUUUGCAAUAGGCAGAAAAACCUAUUAUCAAAUUGGCGCCGUUGCCAAUCCUAGUCUGAUUGUGACAUUGCGUUUGAGUCUUUGCUUGAGACUGAGUUUUACUUUGUUUUUAAGUUACUAAUUAUCUAUCUUCAUAUAUAUUUGGAUGACAGGUGCAUGAACUUGAGAAGCAAAGGAUCAACAAAUCUUGCACCAAGAGUGGACAACAUCAAAGCCUUAGAAAGAGAGUUGGGAAGACAGAGAAGAGAAAGAGAAAAGCAAGCCCACUUACAUAGAUUGGGGCUUGAGAUGGAGAGAAACCCGAAUCAACCGGAAGGUGUCUAUGAAGUUGAUGAUCAUAGACAAAAUGUCCAAGAAGUUCCUCCUGGAGCUGCUCAAGAGGGCAAUGGUCAAGGAGCUGCCAACCUUCGACCUAGACAACCACAACGCCAAGCUAGGGCCAUCGGUACAUAUGAUCAACCUAACAUAAAUGGGAAUAGGUUGGGCAUUAGGGGACCGCCAGUUGCCAACAACAAUUUCGAGAUCAAGUCCAGCCUCAUCAACAUGAUUGAAAACAACAAGUACCAUGGACUUGCCUUGGAAGACCCACUAGAUCACCUUGACAGAUUUGAUAAAUACUGUGGCUUGUCAAAAACAAAUGGAGUUUCAGAGGAUGCUUUCAAGCUCAGAUUGUUUCCCUUCUCUUUGGGAGACAAGGCUCACACUUGGGAGAAAAACAUCUCAAGUGAUACUAUCACAACUUGGGAUGAAUGCAAGAAGGCCUUCCUCAACAAGUUCUUCUCUGCUACAAGGACUGCAAACCUUAGAAAUCAGAUCUCUGGUUUUCAACAAAAAGGACUUGAAGGAUUUUCAGAGGCAUGGGAGAGAUUCAGAACCUACUUGUCUCAAUGUCCCCACCAUGGCUUCAACAAUGAGAGCUUGCUAAGCACUUUCUACAGAGGAGUCUUGCCUAAAUUCAAAAGCCAGCUUGACACUGCAAGCAAUGGAAACUACUUGGGGAGGACUGUCGAAGAUGCAUUAGAACUCUUGGAGAACAUGGCACAGAGUGAUUCUGUCUACAAUGAUGAAUAUGACAGAAGAGACAGAAGUGGGGGAGGAGAAGAUAUGACCACAAAAAGAGAACUGAAAGCAAUACAAGAAAAGAUUGACAUGCUACUAUCAGAAAAGAACAAGAAGGAGGAGUUACAUAUGGUUUCUGAAGCUGAUGGAGUAGAAUGCCAAGAAGAUAUGUACUAUGUCAAUGCUCAGGGUACAUGGUACAAGAAGGAACAUGACUAUCAAAACCAGAACAACUACCAACAGAAACCCUUCUACAACAACCAACAGAAGCCAUUCAACAACUACCAGCCAAAACCAUUCUACAACAAUCAGCCUAAGCCAUUCUACAACAACAACCAAGGUGGUUACCAACCAAAACAGAACUUCCCUCCUGGAUUCUCACCAAAACCAAAUCAACCUGCACAAGAACAAGCUGGAUCAUCAACACAACCUCCACAAGAGAGUAGUACUGAAGCGAUGCUAAAACAAUUAUUGGAGGGACAAGCAAGAAGUGAGAAACAAUUAGGGUAUGAGCUGAAAAAUCUACACAACAAGAUUGAUGGGAAUUACCAUGAUCUAAACAACAAGUUCAAAAACUUGGAGAACCAGUUUGUCUCUAUGACAGCCAGCUCAAGUCGCCAACAAGGUACACUACCUGGAAAGCCUGAACAAAACCCAAAGGAGACAAUGAAGGCAAUCACCCUAAGGAGUGGAAGAGAGUUGCCUCCUAAAGUUCUCAUUAAGGAUAAUGAGAAACAAGGUGGGGAGGUGGUCAUCAAUGUAGAUGAUGAUGUGGUGAUUGUGGAUGAGAAAACUAAUGAGGAAAUAUUGGAGAAGAUAGUUGAAGCUAAGGGCAAGAGAAAGAUUGGAGAGGAGAAAUUUGAGAACAAAAAUGAGGAGGUUACAUCAACAAAGGAGAAAUUGUUCACUCCUCCUCCCUAUGAGCCAAAACUUCCCUUUCCUGGAAGAUUCAAAAAGCAACUCCUAGAGAAAUACAAAGCCUUGUUUGACAAGCAAAUGAGUGAAGUUCAGCUCACCAUGCCCAUAAUUGAUGCAUUUAUGCUGGUUCCACAAUACAGCAAGUUCUUGAAAGAUGCUGUAGAACAAAAGAAGAAAGAGAUGGAAGGGAUGGUGAUUCUUACUCACGAGUGCAGUGCCAUUAUUCAGAGAAUGACUGUCCCAAGGAAGCUAGAAGACCCUGGUAGUUUCACCCUGCCAUGCGCCAUUGGACCUUUGACAUUUGAGAAAUGUCUAUGUGACUUGGGAGCAAGUGUCAGCCUCAUGCCACUAUCCAUUGCCAAGAAGCUUGGGUUUACACAAUAUAAAAAGUGCAAGAUCUCUUUGGUGCUAGCUGAUCGAUCUGUCAAGCUCCCCAUUGGCAUCCUAGAAGAUCUUCCUGUAAAGAUAGGAAAUUGUGAAGUGCCUACUGACUUUGUAGUGCUUGAGAUGGAUGAAGAGCCUAGAGAUCCUUUGAUCUUUGGGAGACCUUUCUUGGCGACUGCUGGAGCAAUGGUGAAUGUGAGAGAUGGCACAAUUGAUCUCCACCUUGGAAAAGAUCACAUUCUCCAUUUUGAUAUCAAGGAGAUGAUGAAGAAGCCCACAACUCAAGGAGAAAUAUUCUACAUUGAUGAGAUGGAUGCCUUGGCUGAUGAUUUCCUUGAAGAGUUAGCGAUUGAGGACUCUCUUCAACAGGCCCUGACCAUUGAAAGAGAGACCCAAAUGAUUGAAAACAAAGAGAGUGAUGAGCUAGUAAGAAGGCUAGAUGUUCACCUUGAGGAGGAUGGAGAAGAUGAGUUCAUGGAGUUGCCACAAAUGACUCAACAUGCUGCCUCAGCAGACAUUCAAGAGAACCUCCAUCAAGCUGAUUGGAGUGAGCUCAAGGCACCAAAAGUGGAGCUUAAACCUCUUCCCCAUGGUGUAAGGUACGCUUUCCUUGGACCUAAUGAGACAUAUCCUGUCAUUGUGAGUAGUGAGCUGACUGAGAAUGAAUUGUCUAUGCUUUUAAAUGAACUUAAAAAGUAUAGAAAAGCACUAGGAUACUCACUUGAUGACAUUAAAGGAAUCUCACCAUCUUUGUGCAUGCAUAGGAUACAUCUAGAGGAUGAAUCUAAAACUUCAAUUGAACACCAAAGAAGAUUAAAUCCUAAUUUGAAAGAUGUUGUUAAAAAAGAGAUAAUCAAAUUGUUAGAUGCUGGUGUGAUCUAUCCUAUCUCUGAUAGCAAUUGGGUUUCACCUGUGCAUGUAGUUCCUAAAAAAGGUGGCAUAACAGUUGUUAAGAACGAAAAUGAUGAGUUAAUACCAACAAGAACAAUAACUGGACAUAGGAUGUGCAUUGACUAUCGAAAACUGAAUGCAGCCUCUAGAAAGGAUCAUUUCCCUUUACCAUUCAUUGAUCAGAUGUUAGAGAGGCUAGCUAACCAUCCUUAUUAUUGUUUCCUUGAUGGAUACUCUGGAUUUUUCCAAAUCCCUAUACACCCAAAUGACCAAGAGAAAACGACAUUCACUUGUCCUUAUGGUACCUUUGCAUAUCGAAGGAUGCCAUUUGGACUGUGCAAUGCACCAGCAACAUUCCAAAGAGCAAUGAUGUCAAUUUUCUCUGAUUUUAUUGAGGAUGUAAUGGAGGUGUUUAUGGAUGAUUUUUCUGUAUAUGGUUCUUCGUUUGCUACUUGUUUGUCAAAUCUUUGCAGGGUAUUACAGAGAUGUGAGGACACUAACCUGGUGCUCAAUUGGGAGAAGUGUCACUUCAUGGUCAAUGAAGGGAUUGUUCUUGGACACAAAGUUUCUGAGAAAGGAAUUGAAGUGGACAAAGCCAAGAUAGAUGUCAUGGUUGGUCUAGCUCCACCAAGAACAGUGAAGGAUAUAAGAAGCUUUCUGGGUCAUGCCGGUUUCUAUAGAAGAUUCAUCAUGGAUUUCUCUAAGAUAGCUAGACCAUUGACCAGGCUGUUAUGCAAAGAAGCUGCAUUUCACUUCGAUGAGGAGUGUAUGGAAGCUUUCAAAAACCUGAAGAAUGCACUCAUCAGUACACCCAUAGUUCAGCCGCCAGAUUGGGAUCUCCCCUUUGAGAUCAUGUGUGAUGCAAGUGACUUUGCUGUAGGAGCAGUCCUAGGCCAGAAGAGAGACAAGAAGUCACAUGUGAUCUACUAUGCAAGUAGAACACUUGAUGAAGCUCAAGCUAAAUACUCUACAACUGAGAAGGAGCUAUUGGCCAUUGUCUUUGCAUUUGAGAAGUUCAGAAGCUACUUGGUUGGGUCAAAGGUGACUGUCUACACUGAUCAUGCUGCAUUGAGACACCUCUUAGCCAAGAAAGAUGCAAAACCAAGACUGUUGAGAUGGAUUCUGCUGCUACAAGAGUUUGAUCUUGAGAUCAAGGACAGGCCUGGAGUUGAGAAUGGAGUAGCUGAUCACCUGUCCAGGUUGAAGGUGGAGUGUGGAAUCCCUAUUGAUGACAGACUUCCAGAAGAGCAAAUGAUGGCUAUUCAUGCAGUGGUAGCUGUUUGUGAGACGGGAAAGAAACUUGAAGAGGUGAAGGCAGCUGAUGAGAAGGGUCCUUGGUAUGCUGAUAUAGUCAACUACUUAGCUACUGGAAAAGAGCCAUUGAACCUUGAAGGUUAUGCCAAGAAGAAGUUCUAUAAAGAUGUGAAGAGAUAUUAUUGGGAUGAGCCUUACCUCUACAUACUUUGUAGAGAUCAACUCUAUAGAAGGGCAGUGGCUGAAGAAGAAAUUGAUGGGAUCCUUACACAUUGUCAUGGAUCAUCCUAUGGAGGCCACUUUGCUACCUUUAAGACAGUUGCAAAGGUGCUACAAGCUGGAUUUUGGUGGCCUCACAUGUUUAAAGACACCCAAGACUUUGUCUCAAGGUGUGACUCUUGUCAAAGAAGAGGAAACAUCACCAAGAGGAAUGAAAUGCCUCAAAACCCCAUCCUAGAAGUUGAAGUGUUUGAUGUCUGGGGUAUUGACUUCAUGGGGCCUUUUCCUUCAUCUUAUAGCAACAAGUACAUACUGGUGGCUGUAGAUUAUGUCUCUAAGUGGGUGGAAGCAAUUGCAAGUCCAACCAAUGAUGCAAAGGUGGUUCUAAAAAUGUUCAAGAGCAUAAUCUUUCCAAGGUUUGGGAUUCCAAGAGUUGUGAUCAGUGAUGGAGGGUCUCACUUCAUCAACAAACUGUUUGCAAACCUCCUUAAGAAGAAUGGUGUGAAGCACAAGGUUGCAACUCCUUACCACCCCCAAACAAGUGGUCAAGUUGAGAUUUCCAACAGGGAGAUCAAGUCCAUUCUGGAGAAGAUUGUGGGGGUUACAAGGAAAGAUUGGUCCAUCAAGCUUGAUGAUGCAUUGUGGGCUUAUAGGACAGCUUACAAGACACCUUUGGGGACUACACCUUUCAACCUUCUCUAUGGAAAAUCUUGCCAUCUACCAGUUGAGCUUGAGUACAAGGCACUAUGGGCAGUCAAGUUGCUGAACUUUGACAUCAAGAGUGCCAAGGAGAAGAGAUUGAUCCAGCUGAAUGAACUUGAUGAGAUAAGACUUGAAGCUUUUGAAAGUUCAAAGAUCUACAAAGAGAAAACAAAGGCUCUCCAUGACAAACAUAUCCUGAAAAGAGACUUUAAAGAAGGAGAUCAAGUUCUUCUAUACAACUCCAGACUGAAGUUGUUUCCAGGCAAGCUCAAGUCAAGGUGGUCUGGUCCUUUCAAGAUUAAAGAGGUUAAACCUUAUGGAGCAAUAGUUUUGUGGACUUCUGAUGGAAGAGAGUUCACCAUCAAUGGACAAAGGGCGAAGCUUUACUUGGGAACCAAAUCGGAAGACCUGGGAACUUCAGUUCCACUGUCUGAUCCUACACCGGCCUAAUCUAAAAGGAGGCAAAGUCAAGCUCGGGACUUAAAACAAGCUCACUUGGGAGGAAGUCCCAUGCGUAUCCUUGUAUAUAUUGCAUUGGUAUUUUCAUUUUUCAUCUUAUUGCAUAAAAAAAAAAAAAAAA